GCGGGAGCGCGAGCGGCGGGUUUGAAUGUGCGAGGCGGUUGGAGGCCGCGAUGGAGGAGACGGCGGUGGUCGAGGCCGCCCAGCGCUUCGCUGAGGUACUGGCGGUGGCGCGGAGCCCCUGGGCCGCUGACUGGGACACGGCGACCGUCGGCCGGGCUUUCCAAUGGGCGCGGUACUUGGAGCAGCUCAGCCACCGGCUGGAACGGCAGGGACAGGGGGAAGCCUGGCGCCGGCUCCAGCUCCAGCUCCGGCCGGAGAGCCGGGCCCCCAUGCCCCACCCGCUGCCCGGGUUCCGCGGCCUGGGGCUGGAGGAGCUGGGCCGCGGCCGGCAGAUGCUCGGCCAGGCCCUGCUGUGUAACCCGGCCUCCUCGGCCGCCGCCUUCCACCGGGCCGCCGCCUGGUACCGGGCGGGUUGCGGGGAGGAGCAGGCGGCGGCGGCGGCGGCGCUGAGGCGGGCGGCGAGGUUGGCGGCGGCGGCGCGGGUGCUUCAGCUGGCCGGCGGGAACGAUACCGAGCGGGCAGCGCGGGUAACGCAGGCCGAGGUGUGGAGGGAGCGGAGGGGGGAAUUACCGGAGGAGGCGGUGUGGAGACGGGCGGUGUCGGCCGAUGCCGGCUGCUGGCGGCCGCUUGCCGCGCUACUGACUGCGGCGGACGGCGACGAGCCGCCGGCUGCCCGGCCGGGGUUGCCCGGCAACAGUAGGGCCCGGCCAGGGUUGCUAGGCGACAGCGCCGCCCGGCCGGCGUUGCCUGGCGACAGCCGCACGCUCGCCGACGCUGCCUGCCGCGCGCUACCCUGCCCGCUGCUGAGCGAGCUAGCGGCGCUCCGGCCACCCUUCGCCCGCCGUUACACCGCCCACCUGCAGCGCUGGGCCGCCCGCAUGCAGUACGACGCCGGCAGCGGCCGCUGGCUGCACCCGGACUCGCCCGAGCAAGACUGGGAGAAGCUGCUGCAGCAUUUUACCGGCCUCUUGCAGGGGCCGCCUGCAACCAAGGAGUCGACGCUAAGGACGUUAAACUCUUUAAAAGCCGCGGAUGGAGACUUUGAAGUGUGGGGGAUCAGCGUGUGGACGGAUCUGUUACUUGCAUUAAAACAACAGAAAGUUGUUUGAAGUUUAGCCAAGCAGUCGAACAUUGCUACGGACUGAGACUUUGCAGUGGGGAUCAGUAUGCUGACACAACAUGCUACUUGCAUUAGUAAAUUGAGAUUUACCCAAGGAGUCGAUGCAAAGAUGACUUUGAACUCUUUGAAAACUGUGGACGGAGGCUUCGAAAUGUGGGGAUCAGCAUACAGACACAGCUGUUACUUGCAUUAAAAACAAGAAAAUUGUCUGAAAUAAAAUUGAGUCGACUGAAAACUGUAGAUGGAGAUGCAAGACUACGGAGUUUGAAGUGUGGGGGAUCGGAUUAUGGACAGAUCGAAUACUCUUGCUUUAAAAUAUAGAAACUUGUUGAAUUUAUGUUUGCAUUUUUAACUGCACUUGACUUGGAAGAUGGAAACUAUAUGGUAAUAUAUUUGCACAGCUAUGUAAUGAUUUCCAGUCAGGGUUCAAAUUAUUUAAUGUUUUUGAGAUAAAGCUAAAAGUCCUGAACAUGGCCAGAUUAGGCAAGUUCUGCGGAGAGAAUCAGUUGCAUGUUCAAAUCGAUGACUCAACAGUAUUAAAGAAGAAAGGCUUUGGCAAAAUACAGGCUUGUCUUUGGCUCAAUUUGUAUUUUGUAUGUAUAGUCUAGCUGGCUGGGCAGCCCCAAGGCCCUUAUGUUACAUAUUACAAAUGCUUUUGAUUCUCACACAAAAUAAUUUAUGAUUAGGUUGGAUGACAAUAGAAAUGAUAACCCAGACUUGCUAAGUUUUCCCAGUGCUUUUAUUUUUUUCAGAUUUCAGAUCACCUUUAAAUUUCUCACCUUAAACCUGUUUCCUCUGGUUCAAGACUCCCGUGAUUUGGGGGUGGGUGGUGGAGGGGAGAUCUUUCCAGUCCAUUCCUUCCCAGACCACAUUCUCACACCCAGUUGUGCCACAUUGCUAUUUGCUUGUUCUGUUGGUCCCUUGAUAAGAAUUUUAUUCUCAAUUCCUUGUUGAACACUAAUUAUGGCCUCGUUUUAAACUACGUUGCAUCCACAUUUUCAAUCUUUUCACACUUCAUAAUUUUAAAGGUAUCCCUGGAGCUUUUUUUUUUCUCGUGAUAAGUUCCCAGCCUAUUCUUAUCCACUAUAGAUGCUUUUCAUUUUCAAUUCUAGCAUUAUGCUAUUAUUUAUUUUUGCACCUUCUCCAGUGAAUUGAUUUUUUGAACUUAAAAUUGCUCUAGUUUAUGUCUUGGAUGCAAUAUUUUCAGCAAGUAAUGUUUUCUCUUUGAAUAUCCUUUUUAAAUUCAAGUUGUGAUAUCUAGUCUUAAAUUAGGUGUGAACGUUGGCAAUUUCAGCUCUGAAUCAGAGGUAAGUGCAAUUCGUUUCCAGUCCAGAAACAUGAGCAUCUAUUCCAAGCUGACGCCACAUGCACUACAAAGAAAGUAGUGCUGUCAGUGGCGCCACUGAACCGAGGCCCAGUCCCCUUUUGGAAAGACAUGAAAGAAUUGAAAGUCUCUAUCGGUUUUAUUCAAACAGCAGAUUGGUUCUCCUGUCUAAUAUAUAUGCCUGAUAUCAUACAUCUGAAAUCUAUUUAGACAUUAAUCGCUAUUUAUGAAACCUUGCUAUACAUGGGUUAUUUUCUUUUCAAACUACCGUGUCUACAAUUCAAAUGUACUUGCCUAUUAAAUCCUUUGGCUUGGAAAAAAUGUUGAUACAAA
Amblyraja radiata (thorny skate) is the source of this 2777-nucleotide messenger RNA. RefSeq names its product FA complementation group F (gene fancf). Gene Ontology annotation, biological process: interstrand cross-link repair. The transcript has a single exon. The coding region runs from base 51 to 1109 and encodes 352 amino acids. NCBI's taxonomy places the organism in Eukaryota, Metazoa, Chordata, Chondrichthyes, Rajiformes, Rajidae. Gene Ontology annotation, cellular component: Fanconi anaemia nuclear complex. The record is from RefSeq and is a predicted model, not a curated record.